GAACGAUGCCCGCCAGAAAUAGAAUGGAGGAGGACGCCACCAGCGUCUUCGCGGAGCAAUUGUCCCUCUUUCGCUCCUGGCUGUCCCUCCGAAGGCUCAACGAUCCAACCCUGGAACUCCUGCAGUCGAUCCUCGUUUCUGGAGACGUCGUCUCCCUGGACGCCACUUGCUCUGCUCUGAGAACGCUGCUGAGAAACGAGAUCUCGGCCGUCCUCGAAGAAGCCUCGACAAAGCCUGCCGAGGAAAAGUUUCGCGUUCUCAGUUUCUUCGUCUGCGCCUUUGCCCUCGCUGGCGAUGCCGAGAGGUGUUUGGCAUUGAGAUAUGAGGCCUUGCUUCUUCGUCAAGAUGCUUGCACCAAAAGUCCAUGGUUGGAAGUGUCAUAUGAUGAGUGGAUGACGCUUGCUCAAGAUUCAUUUGAUAAUGGGUUCUACUCAAUCACCAACAAGUGUUAUGACAGCGCAUUCUCUUGCAUUCCAUCUACCGUUGCUGUAGAUCCCAAAGGCAAUCUUUGCCAACCGCAAAAAUCUGAUCAUGAGAAAGCCCAGCGACUAAGAGAUGCUGCUGUGGCAUUAUCUGCUUCACAUUCAGUUCAAGCUCAGACGUCAAAGUACUUAAGAAAGAAAAAGGUUCAACAACAAAUCAGGCAUGAAGAGUUCUCAAGUGAUAAUGGUUCCACUGCAAGCAACCAGUUCAGGAAAGGGAUCAACAGAAGAAACAUGUUAAAACUUCGUAAGUUCAAUUUCGUACAAUAAACUGAAUCCAGGACAUUGCUUACCUCGUCCAUUUCAGCUACGUUGCUCAUAAGAUGAUACAAUCGGAUUUGUG
Molecule: messenger RNA, 825 nt
Organism: Nymphaea colorata (pocket water lily)
Lineage: Eukaryota; Viridiplantae; Streptophyta; Magnoliopsida; Nymphaeales; Nymphaeaceae
Product: protein DOUBLE-STRAND BREAK FORMATION
Exons: 5
Coding region: 6-752 (248 amino acids)
Biological process (GO): meiotic DNA double-strand break formation
Source: RefSeq, a predicted model, not a curated record